CUGCAACGGAGUAGAAGUAAAACAGAGGCCAACAUACAGCAGAAGCAGUUCCUGUAAAGCAGCGCACGGCCAAAGCCAAGGUCGUUGAUGCUGAUCACCACCGUGCUCGCAUAGUGUAGUGGUGCUACUGUGUGUGGCUUUCCAGUGGGGCUAGCUGAGCUGAGCUGACUCCUCAAAAGCAGAGGCAAGAAGCCGAGAGGCGAGGCGAGGGGGCAGAAUCAUUCGGCCGCAAAGCUUGCCGGCGCCACCUCGUCGGCGCUGUCCCCGCUUUCCUGGGCCGCGUGGGGGCCGCGCCUCCCUAUCUUCUCCGCUGGUCCUGCUCGGCGUCUGAUUGGAUUUCGGUGUGCUGCCGCUGUCGUCGCACCACCACCACCACCACCACCACCACCGCAAGCACCUAGCUUUUCCUCCUGAGGGAGAGAGAUGCUUCCCCUGCUCCUUAUAUCCACGCUCCCGGCCUUCACGCUGCUCCUCGUCGCGCCCGCCUCCUACAAGCCCUGGAAGCUCGCGCGGGAGCUCGGCCUCGUCGCGCUGCUGCUGGUGCGGGAGCUGCUCUGCCACUCUGCCGCCGCCGCCGCCGCGCCGGGCAGGAAGGACCGGGGCGCCAGGAGAAUGCCGCCGCCGCCGGCCAAGGCGAAGCAGGCGCCGCCCGCAUUGGCCUUGGACGACGACGCGCUCCCGCUGCUCGACCUGCCGGAGCUCGCGCUGGACCGCGUGCUCGAGGAGCUGGCCCCGGCGUCGCUCGCCGCCAUGGCCUGCGUCUGCGCGGGGCUCAGGGACCGCUGCUCCAUGGACAGCCUCUGGGCGCGCCACGUCCGGGCCAAGUGGGGCCGCGUGCUCGGCGCCGCCGCGCGCGAGGAGUGGGAGGCGGAGCUGGCCGCCAGAGCGGCGGCGGCCGCCCGCCCGCGCCCGAACAGGCGGAGGAGCUGGGCCGACUCGCUGGCGUGCGCGUGGCCCUUCUCCUGGAUCGGCUGCAGCUGGGUCAAAGCAGAAACGCCCGCCGCCCCCGCCGUCCACCCAGCACCGGCGCCGCCGGCCGACACGGUCGCCGCGUGGUACCGCGCGCUCGAGUGCGGCGAGUUCUGGUUCCCCGCCCAGGUGUACAACCGCGAGGACGGGCAUGUCGGCUUCCUGCUGUCGUGCUACGACGCCCACCUCCGCUACGACCGGCGAACAGACACAUUCACCGCCAGGUACCCGCCGCACGGCCGGAAACCGGCCAAGGAGGAGGACGGCGUGCAGUGGAGCAGGGUCCGCGCGGCGCCGGUGAGCACGCCGGCGCAGGACCUCCAUGUCUCGGGCUGCUUGGAUAGCUUGCACCCCGGCGAUCACUUCGAGAUCCAGUGGAGGAAGAACAAGGAUUUCCCCUACGGCUGGUGGUAUGGUGUCGUGGGUCACCUGGAGUCGUGCAAUCCGAACGAGCAUCUCUGCCGCUGCCAUGAAGAUGAUACGAUCAUGCUGGAGUUCAAGCACUACGCGGCUGGGUCGAGGUGGAGGCAGACCACGGUGAGCAGGAAAGACCACAGGGAGAAAGGGGACGAGGCGGAUGGCUUCUACGGAGGCAUCAGGAAGCUCCAGACCAAAGACGAGAUUUCCACGUGGCGCAGGUUCUGGCCCGUCGAUGUCCUCAGCUGAAGCCUGAAGAUAUUCUCGCUAUCCAUGUACAUUACUGCCGAGCUGCAGCGUUCUGUGCUCCUCUGAAGAAUCCUCACCUCCCUCUGCUGCUGCCGCUCUUCCGAAUGUUUUUGAUAGAGGUGAAGGUGAAGCGCAGUAUUUGCUCUCUGUCGUCGAAGAUCCAGCAGAGAAGCAGCCAUAGGUCAUGUGAAUGGUGAUGUAUAGUUUUACCAAAAUUUCAGUUUGUGCGGUGCUGUCUCCGGAUCCUAGUAGAUACGUAGAGUUGUACUUCUUCUGAAUGUUACGUCAUAAAUCGAUGUGCAGUUGUAUUUACUAUUUAGGCCAUGUUUCAUGUCAUGCUAGUCAGGGGAUAUCGACCUAUCCGGGUACAUGAUUUGCUCUGUGUUGUAGAAGAUGUAGCAGAGAAGCAAUGAUAGGUUGUGUGACUGAUGAGGUACAAGUACAACAUUACACUGUUUUCCAA
Molecule: messenger RNA, 2098 nt
Organism: Lolium rigidum
Lineage: Eukaryota; Viridiplantae; Streptophyta; Magnoliopsida; Poales; Poaceae
Product: F-box protein At2g41170-like
Exons: 5
Coding region: 424-1635 (403 amino acids)
Molecular function (GO): protein binding
Source: RefSeq, a predicted model, not a curated record